Molecule: messenger RNA, 1982 nt
Organism: Ixodes scapularis (black-legged tick)
Lineage: Eukaryota; Metazoa; Arthropoda; Arachnida; Ixodida; Ixodidae
Product: carboxy-terminal kinesin 2
Exons: 13
Coding region: 317-1966 (549 amino acids)
Biological process (GO): microtubule-based movement
Molecular function (GO): ATP binding; microtubule binding; microtubule motor activity
Source: RefSeq, a predicted model, not a curated record
UCUGGAGGCAGUCCCGAAAAGGACUUUGAGGGCACCAACCCCCACCAAUCGUCUGGGCAAUCCUACCCUGAAGCGUUCGGAAAGCCUCAAGGAGAACCUGGACCACCACCCAAAACGACAGAGGGCUGCUGCUCCCACCUCAGCCGCCACUGCGGCAAAACAAAUCGUGGAUCUCAAGAAGCGCCGCCGGCGAUCAAGGUCAACCUGCGACGUCGGCAGAGCACCAUUGACAUCGGCAGCAUCCAGGAACGCCCUCAAGGCCAGUGGUUCCACCUCCACGCUUGGUUCCUUGGCCUCCAAGCACAAAGGGUCUACCAUGUCCGUGGCCCCCUCUGCCCCUAAGAGCAAGGGCUCCGGCAGCUCUGCUGCCCUGGCACCGUCUGCAGCGGGCAAACGCAAGCCGUGGGACCUGCAGGGGAGGGUCAAGGACCUGGAGGAGCUGCUAAGCUCCGUGGCCGGGGACAAGAAGGAGCUGCAGAUCCUCCACAAGGAGAAGGAACAGCAGGUGGAGGUGCUGAUAAAGGACAACUCGGAGCUGCAAGUGCAGCUAGAGCAUGUCAAGAGGCUGACACUGGAGAAUGACUCUCUGAAGGAACAGCUCAGGCACAAGACCAACGAGGUGGCAAAGGUAACAGCCGAACUUGAGAGCACCAUGACCAAGCUCGAGUGCUGCCAGAGAGAGAAGCAGUCCCUACAGGAGACGGUGUCUCAACUCACCGGGAACUAUGCAGGGCUACGAGCGGAACACUCGGCGAUGCAGCUGCUGCUUCAAAACGAGCAAGAGAAGUGUUCGCGGCUUGCAGAGUCUCUCCGUCAGAGCCAGGAACGGGAGGCAGAGAAGGACCGGCAGCUGCAGGACGCAGAGAUGAUGCGUCGUGACCUGCAUAACACGCUGCAAGAGUUGAAGGGAAACAUCCGCGUCUUCUGCCGGGUGCGGCCAAUGCUUCCGUCGGAGGAGAGGGAGGGCGAGCGCCCGAGCCGCAUCUCGUUCCCAGACGAGAAGACGGUGGAGCUGGUCAAGCCCGACACAGAGAAGGUGAUGGCGUUCCCCUUCGACCGGGUCUUCCCGGGCUCCGCGACCCAAGCGGAGGUCUACGAGGAGGUGACACACGUCGUACAGUCUGCGCUGGACGGCUACAACGUGUGCAUCUUCGCCUACGGCCAGACCGGAUCCGGGAAGACCUUCACGAUGGAGGGUCCGCCAGACCUGGACCUGGGCUGCCCAAACGACUCGCAGCUGGGGCUGAUCCCCAGGGCCCUCCAGCAGGUGUUCAUGUCGGCGCAGGAGCUCCAAAACACCCAUCACUGGGAGUUCACAAUGGUGGCGUCAUACUUGGAGAUCUACAACGACAAUGUGCGAGACCUCCUGUCGACGCGCCCCCGGAGAAAGCAGACCGCCUGCCAGAUCAAGCAGGAGAAGGACGGCUCGAUGAUGGUGACCAACGCCACCAAAACAACUGUCACUUCUCCCGAGCAGAUCUACGAGCUGCUCCGGCAGGCUCGCAAGCAUCGGGCUGUCGGGGCCACCCAGUGCAACGAGCACUCCUCCCGCUCGCACUCGGUCUUCCAGCUCCGCAUCACGGGGACCAACCGCCAAACCGGUGUGGGCAGCCGAGGCCUGCUGAACCUGGUGGACCUGUGUGGCAGCGAGCGACUUGACGAGUCCAAGGCGGAGGGUGCCAGGCUCCGGGAGACCCAGCACAUCAACCGCUCCCUCUCGAACCUGGGCAACGUCAUCCUGGCACUCUCCCAGAAGGCGGAGCAUGUGCCAUACCGCAACUCCAAGUUGACCUUCCUCCUGAUGGACAGCCUGGGAGGGAACAGCAAGACCCUCAUGCUGCUCAACGUCUCUCCCCGUGAGAAGAACCUGGCAGAGACGAUCAACUCGCUGCGCUUUGCCACAACGGUGAACCAGUGCGACAUCGGGACAGCACACCGGACAAUGCAGGCCUCGUCCCAUUAUUAAUGGCCUGCUGCCAUUU